This is a messenger RNA of Arvicola amphibius (Eurasian water vole), 1083 nucleotides long. It is a transcript of the gene Gpr15, whose product is annotated as G protein-coupled receptor 15. NCBI's taxonomy places the organism in Eukaryota, Metazoa, Chordata, Mammalia, Rodentia, Cricetidae. Gene Ontology annotation, cellular component: membrane. Gene Ontology annotation, biological process: immune response; G protein-coupled receptor signaling pathway. The record is from RefSeq and is a predicted model, not a curated record. Gene Ontology annotation, molecular function: G protein-coupled receptor activity. The transcript has a single exon. Bases 1 to 1083 code for a protein of 360 amino acids.
AUGGACCCAACAGCCACCCUUCUUUAUUUGGAUUACUAUGAAGCUGCAAGCACCGAUCAUCCCAGCAUGGGGACUCUCUCCCACAUUUCCUACACGUCUGUCUUUCUCCCUAUCUUUUACACAGUCGUGUUCCUGGCUGGAGUAUUGGGGAAUUUCAUCCUCAUGGUUGCUCUGCAUUUCAAACACGGCAACCGAAGAUUAAUCGACAUCUUCAUCAUCAACCUGGCUGCUUCUGACUUCAUUUUCCUUGUCACACUGCCGCUUUGGGUGGAUAAGGAAGCCUCUCUGGGGCUGUGGAGGACUGGCUCUUUCCUGUGCAAAGGCAGCUCCUAUGUGAUCUCAGUGAACAUGCACUGUAAUGUCUUCUUGCUCACUUGCAUGAGCAUGGACCGCUACCUGGCCAUCAUGUGCCCAGCCUUAGCCAGAAGACUGAGAAGGAGAAACUGCGCAUAUGCAGUCUGCACCAGUGUCUGGAUCAUCUCCUGCCUCCUGGGACUGCCCACGCUUCUGUCCAGGGAGCUCACUCACGUGGAUGGCAAGCUGUACUGUGCAGAGAAGGAACCCACUCUGCUAAAACUGAUGUGGGGUCUGGUGGCCUUAAUUGUCACCUUUUUCGUCCCCCUACUGAGCGUUUUGACCUGCUACUGUUGCAUCACAAGGAGGUUGUGCGCUCAUUACCAGCAGUCAGGAAAACACAGCAAAAAGCUGAGGAAGUCCAUAAAGAUCAUCAUUAUUGUUGUGACCGCCUUCGUCUUCUCCUGGUUGCCCUUCAAUACUUUCAAGCUCCUGGCCAUUGUCUCAAGGUUGCAGCCAGAACACCAGUUUUCCCCGGAGUCUUUUCAGAUGGCUAUGGAGGUGAGUGGGCCCUUGGCAUUUGCCAACAGCUGUGUCAAUCCUUUCAUUUACUAUGUCUUUGACAGCUAUAUCCGUCGGGCCAUUGUACACCGUCUGUGCCCUUGUCUGAAGAACUAUGACUUUGGGAGCAGCUCUGAGACAUCAGACAGUCACCUUUCCAAGGCACUUUCCAACUUCAUCCAUGCUGAGGAUUUUGUCAAGCGGAGGAAGAGGUCUGUGUCACUCUGA